Molecule: messenger RNA, 2371 nt
Organism: Neopsephotus bourkii (Bourke's parrot)
Lineage: Eukaryota; Metazoa; Chordata; Aves; Psittaciformes; Psittacidae
Gene: FOXE1
Product: forkhead box E1
Exons: 1
Coding region: 1-909 (302 amino acids)
Biological process (GO): regulation of transcription by RNA polymerase II; cell differentiation; anatomical structure morphogenesis
Molecular function (GO): RNA polymerase II cis-regulatory region sequence-specific DNA binding; DNA-binding transcription factor activity, RNA polymerase II-specific
Source: RefSeq, a predicted model, not a curated record
AUGACCGCCGAGAGCCGGCUGCCGCCUGGCCCCCCGCCGCUGCCGCCGCUGCCGCCGCUGCCCCCGCCGCUGAAGGCGGACGCUGCGCCGCCGGGGCAGGAGGCGGCGGCGGCGGCGGCGGCGUUAGGGGCGCGGGGCGGCCGGGGGCGGCGCAAGCGCCCUGCUGAGCGGGGCAAACCGCCCUACAGCUACAUCGCCCUCAUCGCUAUGGCCAUCGGGCAAGCGCCCGAGCGGCGACUGACGCUGGGAGGCAUCUAUCGCUUCAUCACCGAGCGCUUCCCUUUCUACCGCGACAGUCCCCGCAAGUGGCAGAACAGCAUCCGUCACAACCUCACCCUCAACGACUGCUUCGUCAAGGUGCCGCGGGAGCCCGGCCGCCCUGGCAAGGGCAACUACUGGACGCUGGACCCUCACGCCCGCGACAUGUUCGAGAGCGGCUCCUUCCUCCGUCGCAGGAAGCGCUUCAAGCGCAGCGAUCUCUCCACCUACCCGGCCUUCCUCGCCGACCGUCCCGACGAGCCCUGCCCCCUCUUCCCGCUGCCCGCCCCGCCGCCCGCCGCCGACCUGCCCCCGGCACCCGCCGCUGCCUCCUGUUCCUUCGCCGCCGCCGCCGUUGCCUUCCCCGCGCAGAGCUGCGCCGCCGCCCUGCCGCACGGUUACGCACCGCUGCCCCCCGGCCCCGCGCCCUACGCGCCGGGCGGCCCCGGUCAGCUGUACGCGCCGUCGGGGCGCAUCGUGCUGCCCGCCUCGCCGCCAGCCCCCGCAGGGCUCUACGGCCGCCGCUCUCCCGUGCCGUACCCGCAGCUGCCACAGGUCUACGGCACCGGCGGACAGCUGGGCGCUGCCGAUCCCGGGCCGCUGCACGGAGCCUACCCCGGCGGCCACGACAGGUUCGUCCCCCCGCUCUGACGCAGCGCCGGAGAGGCCGGGCGGCCCGACGGCGGGGACCGGAGCCCGGCAGACAGCCGGCUGCGGGGUUCGCCCGGCGCUACUGGACCCGCGGCCGUCCGGGAAGAUGCUGGAGGACUUUGUUCUGCGGCUCUGCCUCAUGCCACCUGCCCGAGACUGCCGGCGAAGAGCGCUGCCGCCAGCCGUGCGGACCUGCGGGACCCUGCUCAGCCCUGUCUGCUCUCUCCAGAGAAGCCCUAGGGGCUCCCAAGUGCCUGGAUGGGGCAAACAGCCCUUUCCUUUUCUACUGCCUUUUCUGGGGCAGGUGCCCACUGCUUCCUGACAGGUUCUCACCCUUCCAGCACACCCAGCUGGGCUCCCUGGUCUGUCCAAGAUGAUCUCACUUUUAACAGCCUCCUCGCUGUUAAUGAUUUUAUUUACAGAGCUAAAUGUCUGCUAUGGUAGGGGACGAGGGAGGCAGGAGGAAGCAUUCCCCAGCCUCUCAUAGCCAGAGUUGUAAAGGUGGGACGUGUGGCAUAACGCGGUGGCUUGUCCCUGAUGGUGCGCAGGGCUAUUGUGGUAAUGCCCGGCUUUGCACCAACAACGAACAGGAGCAGGGCUGGGAAAGAUUUGGGUGCUGGGGUUGCAGCCAAACACAGGAAGUAAAAUCCUGACGGGAGUCAUGCUCUGUGCUGCAGCGGUGGGACAAUGUGGGAUUGGAAGCAUAAAAGCUUUUACCAUGAGCAUGUUCAGCCCCUGGAAGAGGGACCCAGUGAGGUCCUGGGCUCUCUGUCCUUCAGGGUCUUCCCAACUUGAUUGCACAGAGCCUGAGUGACUUGACCUGUCUUUGGAGUUGGAUCUAGCAUUGAACUUGGACCUGCUUUGAGUGGAGACUAGUCCAGAGGUCUGUCGAGGUCUGUAUAUCCCAAAUUACUUUGAUCUUAAGGUCAUCAUAGCUCUGUCUGUGACCUAGAAGAAAUCAGCACCCGGGGGGAAACUCUUCCUUCCUGAAAUGAGUGAGAGAGGCAGGACAUGGUGCCUUUUUAUCUUUGGUUGCUCCCUUGUUAAGGGAUAGCUGGAAAAAAGGCUAGAGGAAAACACGGAGAGGGGACAACUAAUAGCAACAGCUGUUAAGGGCUUGAAAACAGAUCCAUGGGGAAACCCAUGAAAAUCCCUCUCAACAGAUCCUGCCACCCCAGAAAGGUUCCCGGUGACAUGGUGCGUGCCCUGGGGCUCUGUCAGGGGCUGUGAGUGAAGAGGGGCAGAUGCAGUGCUGCUACCAUCCAAAUCUCUUUAGACAGCUACUUUUUCCUGUGGAGGUGGGACCAUGUGUGAUCGGGUCCAGGAGGAGGUUGAUGAGAGGUGCUGCAGAGCGGUGGGAGCAGGAAUGAAGAGAGGUAGGUGGAAAGUGCAGUCAGAGCCUCAGCAGGGGCUUUGGAAGAGCAGUGGGGGUGCACAGAGACCAGGGUCUCUUCCCACCACA